This is a messenger RNA of Vicugna pacos (alpaca), 2215 nucleotides long. The record is from RefSeq and is a predicted model, not a curated record. Lineage: Eukaryota; Metazoa; Chordata; Mammalia; Artiodactyla; Camelidae.
CUUCUCUAGGCUGCUCAACUCCUUCGGCUCAGUGGUGCCCUUUCUCCAUCUUCAACGCCGGCGUGGGUUGCAUCUGACUAUUCUUCCGUUGUUACAUCUCACUCUGAUUCUGCUCUUCUGCCUUACUUUUUGACUUUGAAGAGGACCCUGGUGAUUACACUGGUCCCCACCAAUAAUCCAGGAAGAGCUUCAUAUUUUAAAGUCAGCUGAACAGCAAGCGAAAUCAUGGCAGCCAAUGAAGAUAACAAAAAACAAGCUCUUAAGGAGUGUUGUCUAGAUGAAGAAUUUAUGCAAGAUGAACAAAACCAGAAAUUAAUUGAUGAAAUUGCCAAGGAAAAUAUUCUAUUAACGAAGGAGAUCCAAAAACUUGAAGCUGAAUUACAAGAGGCCACCAGAAAUUCCCAGAUUAACGAGGAUAUUCCUGAAACAAAGAUAAAGUUCACGUCUGUAGAGAAUCCUGAGAGUGACAGCCAGUUUUCAAAUAUCUCCUAUUCAUGUCAAGUGAGCUCAAAAGUCCCUUAUGAGCUACAAAAAGGGCAAGCCCUUAUCACCUUUGAAAAAGAAGAAGUUGCCCAAAAUGUGAUCAGAAGGGGGGGACAUUAUGUGCAGCUACAGGAUGUAAACGUGAAGAUGAUGGCCAAACCGGUCACAUUAAACUCAGGAGUCAGAUUCCAGGUUCAUGUAGAAGUGUCUAAAAUGAAGGUCAACGUUACUGAAAUUCCUGAUAUAUUGCCUGAAAGUCAGAUGAGAGACAAGCUAGAACUGAGUUUUUGUAAGUCCCGCAACGGAGGCGGCGAAGUGGAGAGCGUGGAGUACGAUAAGCAGUCCGGAAGUGCCGUCAUCACAUUUGUGGAGAGCGGAGUUGCUGACAAGAUUUUGAAAAUGAAAGACUAUCCUCUUUAUAUAAAUCAAAACUGCCAUAGAGUUAUUGUUUCUCCAUACACAGAAACACACUUGAAAAAGUUUCAGGUAUUUUCAGGAGUAGCUAAGAGGACGGUGCUGCUGACAGGAAUGGAAGACCUUCAGAAGACAGAUGAAGAAACUGUAGGGGAUUUCAUUAACAUUCACUUUCAGCGGGAGAAGAAUGGAGGUGGAGAAGUAGAGGUGGUCACAUGUUCUCUGGGGCAAUCUCACAUAGCAUACUUUGAAGAAUAGACUCAUGGAAUCAUAUGAAAAUUAGAGCUUCUGCACCCAAAUCACUGUCAGUGCUUGACAAAAAUGAAUAUCCUUUUCCGUAAAAAAAAUUAAUUCUUUGGUGUUCAAUUAUAUUUAGAUACAAAAUAUAUUUCUGUUUUUGAAUUCUUCCUUGUUUCCAGCUGUGCUGCAUAUCUGCAAACAUAAGUGCACUGUUAUUAAAAACAUUUUUGUUCUUAAAUUAUGUGGGUUGGUUCCACGUCCGCUGAAAUCAACCGUAAGUUAUCCAGUUGUCCGCCUGCCAUGUUGGCUCAGCCUGUUGUGGUCUUGUGGGCCAAUUCUGUUUCACACCCAGAUUCAUCAAUAAGCAGACUUGACUCUUAAACAGUUCCCAAGAGUAAUGUUAUGUUUAGCAGUUUGUGAUUUACAUAGACCUUCCUUACUUUUUAAAAGACUUGAAGAGCAAUACUCUUCCACUUUACCCAGCAUUUCGUUCCACAGCUCCAAAGCUAUUUCUCAGAGCCAACUGUGAUCUUUUUCUUGAACUUUCUUUCACUGAGAAUGCCAAGUGUCCCCUUAUUACUUUCAAGACAUCUCCUCUCCGACCUGAAUUUGUAAAGACCAGAAUUUUCUUUUACACUUAUAAUGGAAAGAAUCAAUUUAAGGGACUGAAAACCUUGGAAUUAAGAGAGAGAAAUGCAAAGCUAGGGGCUGACCGCACGUUGUGCCAGAUGCUGGAGAAUGAAUACCUGAAGAUCAAAACACUGUGCCUGCCCCUCAGGGCCUUAAAAUUUAGUCAGAGAGAAAUGGAGUUUAUUAGCAUCCCACUGUUUUUAAAUUGCAGAAACUGUAACGGUAGAAUUCAAGAUUCCUAUCAGAGAAGGUAAAAUUCUCUUUGGUAAAGAAUGUUUGGACCGCUUUUAUCCUAAUAUGGUCUGUUUCAUAAGAGCCAACAGCAAAAUUAAAUUCAUAUUAAAAUGCUGGCAGAAAUGAAGUGCUUUUAGAAAAAAGUCUAAACCUAAACCUAUCCAGUGCUGCCUGCCAUCUAAAAUAAACAAAGAGAAAAGCUGAAAAAAAAAAA